Molecule: messenger RNA, 1039 nt
Organism: Paramecium sonneborni
Lineage: Eukaryota; Ciliophora; Oligohymenophorea; Peniculida; Parameciidae
Source: the annotation of a GenBank genome assembly
AUGAUCCACGAAUAGUACAGAUUCUUUGGCAAAGAAUUGGUUAAUUCUUCAGGUGAAUUCUAAAAGGAAAACACAGACAGAAAUAAACCAAAACAUCUUACUGUCUUACCAAGAUAUUUGAAACUAAAUUUAUGGUAAGAAGAAAGGGAAAACAAAAUGGAAGUUGAAAGUUAAACUCAUUAAUUAUGUUCCUUUGAUUAAUAAAUGAUGAAAGAUCCUUAAUUUACUUCAAUAUAUAGUUAAGAGAUAUUUUCUUAUUUGUUAACUUAAGAAGAAAAAUAUUUAGUUAGUAAUAAUUAUAUGAAUGAACAAUAAUAACCUGAUUUGAAUGCAAGAAUGAGAGCAAUUUUAUUAGAUUGGUUAAUUGAUGUUCAUCUUAAAUUUAAAUUAAGAGAUGAAACUUUAUAUGUGACAACAUAUUUAAUAGACAGAUUUCUAAAUUUUAGAACUACAACCAGAUAAUAACUUUAAUUAGUAGGAGUAGCCUCAUUAUUUAUAGCUUGUAAAUAUGAGGAGAUAUAUCCACCAGAUUUGAAAGAUUUUGUGUAUAUAACAGAUAAUGCUUAUACAAAAUAAGAUGUUCUUGAUAUGGAAGGUUAAAUAUUAUAGACAUUAGGCUUUUCUAUAACAUAACCAUCAAGUUAUUGUUUUCUUUAAAGAUUUGGAAGAAUAGCAGGAUUAGAUACAAAGAAUUUAUAUUUAGCUUAGUAUCUUUUAGAGCUUUCUAUUAUGGAUAUAAAAUUUAUGAAUUAUAAGCCAUCAUUUCUUUCUUCUGCAGCAAUCUAUUUAGUCCAUAAAAUAAGGUAUUAAAUGUUUCUAUAUAAUUUUUAGAAAAGCUCCUCAAUCUUGGAAUGAAGAAAUGUAAAAAAUGACUGGGUAUAAUGAGUAAGAACUUAGAUAUUGUGCUAAAGAAAUGUGUCUUGUUUUACAAUCAUCAGACAAAUCUAAUCUUUAAGCUGUUAGAAAAAAGUUUGCUUUACCUAAAUAUUCAGAAGUUUCACGUAUUAGAGUCGAAAGGUAAACUAAAUAAUAAAAAUGA